Molecule: messenger RNA, 1946 nt
Organism: Malania oleifera
Lineage: Eukaryota; Viridiplantae; Streptophyta; Magnoliopsida; Santalales; Ximeniaceae
Product: probable beta-1,4-xylosyltransferase IRX10
Exons: 4
Coding region: 458-1708 (416 amino acids)
Biological process (GO): plant-type secondary cell wall biogenesis; glucuronoxylan biosynthetic process
Molecular function (GO): glycosyltransferase activity
Source: RefSeq, a predicted model, not a curated record
AAAAAGGAAAAAAAAUCCCCUGCUCUCUCGACCUGAGGGGUCCAAUUGCAAACAGCACGCGCCUUCUCCGGUUCGUGAGAUGUCAAGGAGUCGGCAAAGCAAGCGCAGCUAUCAGACUCCAUGACCACCUCUGUUACCUGCCAUUUUCAUCGCACACAAGGAUCACCAAAACCAAAUAAUAAAACAAAAAACAUGCAUCUUCUCUGUUUCUUCAAGCAAUUCCUUUUAUGCAGUCCUCCAUCAAUCCUCCCACCUGUAAACCUCAAUUUCUUCUUAAGUCCCAAAACCUGAGCUCUAAGAAAACUCCUCAACCACUGCCUAAACGACGUCUCAACUAUAUUACUACCCCGUUAAGUACAGCUUUCUAUUUCUUCCCCUCUGCCCCGGAUCUCGAGAGCCCCUGUUUUUCCUUUUCAUCGGCUAUUGGUUUCGGAAAUCGGGGUUUUCUGGUGCGACAAUGAGGAUUUCGACUUGGGUAUUCCUCCUUGUUCUUGUUUUUGGCUUUCUUUGGAGGAACGGUGUCGUGGGUAUUGAUCAAAAUCUGCGAACGGAGAGAAUUUCAGGAAGUGCUGGUGAUGUCUUGGAAGACAACCCAGUUGGAAGGCUGAAAGUUUUUGUGUAUGAUCUUCCGAGCAAAUAUAACAGGAAGAGACUGCAGAAAGACCCCAGAUGUCUCACACAUAUGUUUGCUGCUGAGAUCUUCAUGCAUCGAUUCCUCUUAUCCAGCCCCGUUCGGACACUCAAUCCUGAAGAAGCAGAUUGGUUUUAUAUCCCUGUAUACGCCACUUGUGAUCUUACACCCAGUGGCCUGCCAUUGCCUUUCAAAUCACCACGGAUGAUGAGGAGUGCAAUACAACUCAUUUCUUCUCAGUGGCCGUACUGGAAUCGAACAGAAGGGGCUGAUCAUUUCUUUGUUGUGCCCCAUGACUUCGGAGCCUGCUUCCAUUAUCAAGAAGAGAAAGCUAUUGAGCGGGGGAUUCUUCCAGUACUACAACGAGCUACCCUGGUUCAAACUUUUGGACAAAGGAAUCAUGUUUGCCUAAAUGAGGGCUCAAUUACAAUUCCUCCAUAUGCUCCCCCGCAAAAAAUGCAGGCCCACCUGAUUCCUCCGGACACUCCACGAUCCAUCUUUGUCUACUUUCGUGGCCUAUUUUACGAUGUUAAUAAUGACCCUGAAGGUGGAUAUUAUGCAAGAGGUGCAAGGGCAGCAGUUUGGGAGAACUUUAAGAACAACCCGCUCUUCGACAUCUCCACUGAGCACCCAACUACCUAUUAUGAAGACAUGCAAAGGGCUGUUUUCUGUUUAUGCCCUCUUGGGUGGGCCCCGUGGAGUCCUAGGCUGGUUGAAGGGGUGAUAUUUGGUUGCAUUCCUGUGAUCAUUGCGGAUGAUAUUGUCUUACCCUUUGCUGAUGCCAUACCUUGGGAAGAAAUUGGGGUGUUCGUAGCCGAGAAGGAUGUCCCUAACCUGGAUACAAUCCUUACAUCUAUACCGCCGGAAGUGAUCUUGAGGAAACAGAGACUGCUUGCAAAUCCAUCAAUGAAGCAGGCUAUGCUGUUUCCUCAACCUGCACAGCCAAGGGAUGCUUUUCAUCAGAUAUUGAAUGGGCUGGCUCGCAAGUUGCCACACGACAAGAAUAUUUACUUGAAGCCGGGUGAAAAAAUCUUGAAUUGGACUGCUGGACCAGUUGGGGACCUGAAACCUUGGUGAGGGUAGCAGCAUUUUUUGUAGUAUUGGAUUGUUGUAUUGUAUUUUCCAUUAUCCCCCUGCCCAAGUUGUAACGGAUGAUCAGAAUUGUAAAUCCUCGACUCUUUUGUUUAUAAAAUUGUUGACAUUGUUGGAAUAUGUACAUCAGUUUCGCCUGGGAUGUUGAUUUGUGGAUUGGACUAUACAUAGCAAGUUUAUAAAGUUGCUUCGGGUUUUUUUCCCGGAUGCGUGUGUUAUCUUA